Molecule: messenger RNA, 444 nt
Organism: Fusarium subglutinans
Lineage: Eukaryota; Fungi; Ascomycota; Sordariomycetes; Hypocreales; Nectriaceae
Exons: 1
Coding region: 1-444 (147 amino acids)
Source: RefSeq, a predicted model, not a curated record
AUGGCAGAGCUUCUCGGUGUCGUCGCCGGCGGAGCUGGACUUGUUUCUCUGGCACUCCGGUUAGUCGAUGGCGGCCAGAGACUGCGGCAGCGCUACAAGAACGCCAAAGGCCUCGGAUAUAACAUCUCAUGGCUGAGUGAGGAUAUUGAGCUGAUCGGCAAGCAAUUAAUCCAACUCGAGGCCAGCGCAGGUAACAUUUUGCAAGAGCAGCUUGGCCCGAUCAUGAUGGGGAGAUGUCGGGAUCGGUCUGCCACUUUGGCAGAUCGUUUAGCAAACUUGGCUGGGGACAUACCAGGCAACUCGUCCAGAAGACAGAUUAUACGGAUUACGUUCAAGUCAAGUCAAUGGAAGAGUGAGCUUGGCGAACUUCAGGCCCUUGUAACUGGCCUCAAGCAAGACAUAUCACAGUACACUAUUCAUCCACUUAUCGGCAGUGAGCAGUAA